CUAACGUUACUUUAGCCUUAACGUUACCCUGCAGUUGGUUCACUCUCUGCCUAUGGACUGGCGCUCCACCUAGAACAUUUUUCACUUCCUCCCCCUGUGAACAGCAGUGCAUCGACACCCUCUGAAGACCAGGCUUCAGGUCAGUUCAUGAUGGCACAUCCAGCUGUAAUUGUCCAGCCAGCCAUGGUGGUGACCACUAAUAAUGUGAUGUUAAACCAGUGGAGCAGUGGAGUGUGUGACUGCUGUGAAGACAUGGGCAUCUGUUGCUGUGGUUUCUGGUGUCCAUACUGCCUCAUGUGUAAGACCAGUGAGGAAUUUGGAGAGUGUCUCUGUCUCCCCCUGCUGGAGAUAUGCUUUGGUGGCAUUUUGCAUCCAAUUACUCUCUCCAUGAGGAGCAGUAUGAGAGAGAGAUUCCACAUUAAGGGUUCGAUACAGGAUGACUGCUGUGUGGUGACCUGCUGCACUGUGUGCAUCUGGUGUCAGAUGGCCAGAGAGCUAAAGUCUCAACGGCACUCCCUAGUGGUCGUUAACCCUGCCGUCAACCCGGUUCACCAGCAGCCGCAGGCUUUCAACCAGCCUCUGCAACCCAUCAAUCCUGCCUACUAAUGACCUCAGUGCACACGAGCACACUUUAACCUCAAGCUCCCCAAAGAGCAAAAUCUACUGUUUUGUUGAAAUUACAUAGUGGAAUAUGUCCACGUCAUUUUAAUAUUUAUAGCCUACCUGUUUAACAAUGCCAAUAUUUUUACUGAACAAAAUAUUGAAUUUUUCUAUUUUUUUAACACUUUUCUUUAUAGAUAA
Molecule: messenger RNA, 801 nt
Organism: Sinocyclocheilus rhinocerous
Lineage: Eukaryota; Metazoa; Chordata; Actinopteri; Cypriniformes; Cyprinidae
Gene: ponzr6
Product: plac8 onzin related protein 6
Exons: 5
Coding region: 148-606 (152 amino acids)
Source: RefSeq, a predicted model, not a curated record